Camelina sativa (false flax) is the source of this 1011-nucleotide messenger RNA. Lineage: Eukaryota; Viridiplantae; Streptophyta; Magnoliopsida; Brassicales; Brassicaceae. The record is from RefSeq and is a predicted model, not a curated record.
AACUAAAAAAGGGUUCCAAAGUACCUGGAAACAUUUCCCAUGAAUGAUCAUCAUCUUCAAUCCAAUCCUUGAACGUAAACUCGCAGCCUUGGCCAUCCCACAGAUCCCUGUUUCAGAACAAUAAUGGAGAUUUUCAAAAAGGCUGAAACCGUGCGUUUACGUAGCUACCACGACAAGUACCUUCUAGCAGAGGAGGACGAAGAAUCCGUGAGCCAGGACAGAGACGGGCGGUCUAUGAACGCAAGAUGGACGGUGGAGGUUGUAGAAGAGGCGGAUGUGAUUCGUCUCAAAAGCUGCUUUGGCAAGUACCUAACCGCUUCAAACAUCCCAAUGUUCCUUGGUAUGACCGGCAAGAAGGUAACGCAAACACUACCACGAAGGCUAGACUCAUCAACUGAAUGGGAACCCGUUAGAGAAGGUGUUCAGGUUAGACUCAAGACGAGGUAUGGACAGUAUCUCCGAGCUAAUGGGGGUUUACCGCCAUGGAGGAACUCAAUUACACAUGAUAUUCCUCAUAGGUCAACCACACAGGACUGGAUUUUAUGGGAUGUUGAUAUUUUGGAAAGCAGAAAGAAGAAAGCACCCCCGGUGGCUGAACCGGUUUAUACGCCUCUCCCGUCUCCCCCGCCACCACCAGAACUUCUGAUGGAAAGAAAAGAUGAUCAUCCAGAACCCAAUUCACCCAAAGGAUUUUCUCUCAGGUCCCCAAGAUUUUCCAAAACUGAGUCUGAUGACAGUGUCCGCUCACCAGUCAAGGCAGAUGGCAGGCUAAUUUAUUAUAGAAUUGGGGACGAAGAUGGGAACGUGGAUGAAACAGCAAAGGAAGAGCUUUUCUGCUUCAAGGGUAUGGGACUAGAAGAACUGCAAGAGAAGCUUAAAGGAGAGACAGGUCUAAGUGAUUUAUCAAUCUGUUCCAAGAACCCUUUAAACGGGAAAUUAUAUCCCCUUCGGUUGCAUCUCCCUCCCAACAAUACAAAGAUGCACGUCGUCUUGAUCCCUUCGAAAGGUUAG